Messenger RNA from Phytophthora infestans T30-4, 1123 nucleotides. RefSeq names its product proline iminopeptidase. The record is from RefSeq and is a predicted model, not a curated record. The coding region runs from base 26 to 1123 and encodes 365 amino acids. NCBI's taxonomy places the organism in Eukaryota, Oomycota, Peronosporomycetes, Peronosporales, Peronosporaceae. Gene Ontology annotation, biological process: proteolysis. Gene Ontology annotation, cellular component: cytoplasm. The transcript has 2 exons. Gene Ontology annotation, molecular function: aminopeptidase activity.
CCACUUUCAAUUUGAAGCUCAAGCAAUGCUCUCCAAGUUGUCCUCACUGCGCCGCGCUGGCGGCAAGACGCUGCAGCUUCUGGCUUUGCCCACAAGCAAAAACGCACGCCCACGUCCUGUAAACGUUCCUACCAAAAAUGAGCGCGAACAAGCGCGUCGUGCAGCUGUGGCGCUAUCCGCCGUUGCCCUCACGUCUCUGGCGGCGAGUUACUCGACAUCGGCGUCCUCCGAGGCGGCCACAAAGAAGGAAAAACAGAUCAACGAGCCUCACUACCUUUCAACCGCUGAGGAAUUCCUGUACCCACCUAUUCAGCCCUUCAAUACAGGCACACUCCAAGUCUCGCCGCUGCACGAGCUGUAUUAUGAAGAGUGUGGAAACCCGUACGGCAAGCCUGUCAUCAUGGUGCACGGUGGGCCGGGUGCGGGCUGCUCGGACAGCAUGAGACGCUACCACGACCCACGAGUCUACCGCAUCAUCCUGCUGGACCAGCGCGGUUCGGGUCGCAGUAAACCUCACGCAUCCCUGGAGGACAACACGACGUGGCCCUUGGUCGAGGACAUGGAGAAGUUGCGUUGCCACUUAGGCAUUGACAAGUGGCAGGUCUUUGGUGGAUCCUGGGGCAGCACGCUGUCCAUUUCUUACGCUGUAACGCACCCAACGCGAGUCACGGAGCUCGUGCUGCGUGGCAUCUUCCAUUUGCGCAAGCAGGAGAUCGACUUUUACUACCAACACGGCGCGAACUUCAUCUACCCAGACCGUUGGGAGGCAUACCGAGACGCCAUUCCCGAGGAAGAGCGUGGAGAUUUCGUGAAGGCGUAUCACAAACGUCUGACGAGUGACGACCCGAAGGUCCGCAUCCCGGCGGCACUAGCUUGGACCACGUGGGAAAAGACCACGAGCAACUUGAUCCCUCCAUCAAAUGCUGCGGACAAGUCGAUGGACGAAGCGAAGUUCGCGGAGGCGUUUGCUCGCAUUGAGAACCACUACUUCGUCAACAAGGGCUUCUUCCCUAAUGAUGAAUUUCUGAACGAGAAUGCCUACAAGAUUCGUCACAUUCCGACGGUCAUCGUUCAGGGAAGGUGCGAGAACGUAGUCAGAGUGUGUAUGUUGUAUGCGUUUUAA